CAUCCAACACAUGACGUGUUUCGAUAGAACUGUGAAACCUAGAAACGUUUUCAGCGUCUGUUUUGAUCAUCAGACGAUUGCAGCUUUGACAUCAGCUCCUUAUGGUGUCAGAAGAGUCUGACUGUCAGUGUGAUCAAUGGCUCUUUUAACAGAGCUUCAGAGGGGUGGAUAAAGUGAUGAGCUUCCUCUGCCCAACCUGUGGGACGUGUAGAGCGCUGCGUGGGCAGGAAGAGCGGAGAGAAGUAGCAAAGGAUGGGAAGGAGGGUAUGGGGCCUCUGCCAGGGCAUCUCAACGGCUGUGCUUUAUGGCUCCCUGGCUCUAUUCAUCUCCAUUCUCCACAAUGUCUUCUUACUGUAUUAUGUCGAGACCUUUGUGUCUGUUUACAAGAUUGACAAGAUGUCAUUUUGGGUGGGAGAGACUGUGUUUCUGAUAUGGAAUAGCCUGAACGACCCUCUUUUUGGCUGGCUGAGUGACCGCUCAUUCCUGAGCUCUCCUCAGUCUGGGUCCCAGAUCACGUCCCCUGAGGUGGUCCUGAAGCGUCUGCAGGCACUGUCCCGCAGCGGCCCUCUCUUUGCCCUCUCGUUCCUGGCCUUCUGGGUGGCUUGGACCUGGCCUGGACUGCAGUUCCUCAUCUGCCUGUGCCUUUACGAUGGCUUCCUCACGGUGGUCGACCUCAACUACAACGCCCUCCUGGCUGACCUGGCCGUGUCUGCACAUGACCGCACACGCCUCAACUUCCACAGUUCCUUGUUCAGUGCAAUGGGCUCGCUGUCCGUCUUCCUCUCUUACUCCUUCUGGAACAAGGAAAACUUCUACUACUUCAGACUCUUCUGCAUAACUCUAGCCUCUCUCUCAAUGCUGGGCUUUUUUGUGGUUACACGUCUCCUGCGGCACCGGUUUCAGAACGAAGUCCAGCUGCGCAAGCACGAGAGCCAAGCACUCACUGAACUGAGUGUCGGUCAGGCUCCUUUAACCUCACCUGAGACGCCAGUCACUCUUGGGGAAUAUCUAAAGCAGCUAUCCUGCCACAAGAACUUUAUGUGGUUUGUUUCUAUGAACCUUGUACAGGUAUUCCACUGCCAUUUCAACAGCAAUUUCUUUCCUCUGUUUUUGGAGCACCUUCUGUCAGACCGUAUCUCUGCCUCCACAGGCUCCUUUCUGCUGGGCAUUUCUUACAUUGCACCUCAUCUGAACAAUCUCUACUUUUUGACUCUGUGCCAAAGACUGGGUGUCUACCAGGUUGUCCGCGGGCUCUUCCUCUUGAAGCUGGGCCUCAGCGUGGCCAUGCUCUUAGCCGGGGCGGACCACGUGUUUCUGCUCUGCAUCUUUAUUGCUAGUAAUCGCAUCUUCACCGAAGGCACUUGUAAACUUCUGAACCUGGUGAUCACAGACCUAGUGGAUGAAGACUUUGUGAUGAACCGCCGACAACAAGCAGCUUCUGCCCUGCUCUUUGGUAUGGUUGCCUUGGUAACCAAGCCUGGCCAGACCUUUGCCCCUCUCAUUGGUACCUGGCUGCUGUGUCUCUACACAGGAUAUGACAUCUUCGAGAGAAACUCAAUGGCUGAAGCACCAAUUGCAGCUCCUGCGAUCCCUGUGCCACUGCGUCAGGGUUGUUUUUAUCUGCUGGUGUUUGUGCCCAUUUCCUGUGCCCUUCUGCAGCUGCUGACGUGGUCUCGCUUCACUCUGCAUGGACGAAGGCUACAAAACAUCAAGAACCUAAGGCAGGGUGCCCAACACAGCCACCUCAUUGAUGUCAAGGCUAUCUAAUGUUCUUGUAAGCAUGGGAAGAGGAAAGAAAGAUGAGUGGUGGACACUCCCCAAGACCAGGCGUGCUGCCAACAGACCCUGAAUGGAGAAUGGUAAUGCCAAAUACUGCAAGAGACACUAAAGAGACAAUGUAUGGUCCCAUCUUACUGAAACCUGCCUUAUGUUUUUUUUAAACUAUUAUAUUGAGUAUGUGACCAAAAAUGAAUAGACGGUUUAACCAGUCUAGUGGUUUGGGACCUUAUUUAAAAGUACUGCCCCCAAACCUCCUGUUGUGAAGUUUCAGUGUAUAGUUAAAUGGGUUGAUAAUCAAGGCAAAUCGAAUCACAUCUCCCUUGCCUGUAUGUUUCCACUUUAUGUGAAAAAAUACACUGUGUUCUGAGAAAGGGCAUGUUUACAGUAAGUUCAGCAGCGUUCCAGGGAUCUGUGUUUUUUCAUUCUAUAUGGUCAGACUUAGGACUUAUACAUGUCUUAUACAUAUAUGUCUUUGUAAUCUGGCCAGAUGAAGUUGUUUAGUGGCCAGUAACAUCUGUUUUAUAUAACUUUUUGAAAUUAAUUCAGUUACUCAUUGCUAUCAGUGAUUAUUAUUACUGAAAAAGUAUGUAUGUUAUAGUUCACAUGAAAGUAAAUGCAGGCUGUGUGUUGUACUAGCAUG
Molecule: messenger RNA, 2419 nt
Organism: Carassius carassius (crucian carp)
Lineage: Eukaryota; Metazoa; Chordata; Actinopteri; Cypriniformes; Cyprinidae
Product: transmembrane protein 180-like
Exons: 10
Coding region: 253-1767 (504 amino acids)
Source: RefSeq, a predicted model, not a curated record